AGCGUGCAUCUAAAACCGUCUCUCGACGUCAGGGCGAUCGAUGACAGGCCGUGGCAGUAUGUAUGGGCAGAACCAGCGCACCGGCGCCAACCUGUACGGCCACAGCGGCUACGCCAACGAGACCUUGCAUGCGAUGCCAUCGUCGUCACAGCCGCCGCCCGAAGCCCGCGGCCGGAGCUACGGCGGCGGCCAGAGCUCGUUCAACCCCUUCGCACACGAAGGCCAAGGCCGAUACAACAACCCGUACGAGCAGCCGCCGCCGCCCACGUCGCAGACGAUGCAGAUCAACCAAGGCAGCGGGUUCCACUCGAUGGGCCAAGGCCACCACCGCCGGCGUGCCGAGAAUUUCGAGGUCGUCUCGACGAGCUACCAGCCGCCAGCGGCGGAAAGUGGCUACGGCAGCUACGCACAAUCGGAGCCGCAGGCGUAUGGCUAUGAUCCGAGCUACGGGCAGACGUCGCCAGGAGAGUACCAGUCGUCGUACGGGGCACCACCUGCGUACUCGCAGGGCAGCGAUGGCUACAACUACCCGGCGUACGCGGAGGCUGUCAAGUACCAGUAA
Molecule: messenger RNA, 562 nt
Organism: Saprolegnia parasitica CBS 223.65
Lineage: Eukaryota; Oomycota; Saprolegniomycetes; Saprolegniales; Saprolegniaceae
Exons: 5
Coding region: 41-562 (173 amino acids)
Source: RefSeq, a predicted model, not a curated record